ACAGUCGGACAGCAAUACCAGCUUCUUGAAAGCUGCUCGAUCGGGCAAUGUUGAUAAGGUACUGGAAUACCUAAAAGGAGGAGUAGACAUCAACACCUGCAAUCAGAAUGGACUCAAUGCUUUGCAUCUUGCUGCCAAAGAAGGACAUCUUUAUCUUGUUAAUGAAUUGCUGGAAAGAGGUUCUUCAGUGGAUUCUGCAACUAAGAAAGGGAACACUGCGCUGCACAUUGCUUCUCUGGCUGGGCAGGUAGAAGUGGUGAAGACUCUGGUCAAGCAAGGAGCCAAUAUCAAUGCGCAGUCCCAGAAUGGGUUUACCCCUCUCUAUAUGGCUGCCCAGGAGAAUCACAUUGAAGUUGUAAAAUAUUUGCUGGAAAAUGGGGCCAAUCAAAGCACUGCCACAGAGGAUGGUUUUACUCCACUGGCUGUGGCACUACAGCAAGGACAUAACAUGGUGGUAGCAAUCCUCCUGGAGAACGACACUAAAGGGAAGGUUAGACUGCCUGCUCUCCACAUUGCUGCCAGGAAGGAUGACACAAAAUCUGCCGCUCUCUUACUUCAAAAUGACCACAAUGCUGAUGUGCAGUCUAAGAUGAUGGUGAAUAGGACAACGGAGAGUGGCUUCACGCCGUUACAUAUUGCUGCACACUAUGGAAAUGUCAAUGUUGCUACACUCUUGCUCAACAGAGGUGCGGCCGUGGACUUCACAGCCAGAAAUGGGAUUACACCUUUGCAUGUGGCUUCUAAAAGAGGAAAUACAAACAUGGUGAAGUUAUUGCUAGACCGAGGAGGACAGAUCGAUGCCAAAACCAGGGAUGGACUUACUCCGCUUCACUGUGCAGCACGGAGUGGACAUGACCAAGCUGUGGAGUUACUUCUAGAAAGAGGAGCACCACUUCUCGCAAGGACCAAGAAUGGACUUUCUCCACUACACAUGGCUGCUCAAGGGGAUCAUGUGGAAUGUGUCAAACACCUUUUACAGCACAAGGCACCUGUGGAUGAUGUCACCCUGGAUUAUCUCACUGCUCUGCACGUUGCAGCACAUUGUGGACAUUACCGUGUCACCAAGCUUCUCCUUGACAAAAGAGCAAAUCCUAAUGCCCGUGCCCUGAAUGGUUUUACUCCAUUGCACAUUGCCUGCAAGAAAAACCGUAUCAAAGUUAUGGAACUGCUAGUGAAAUAUGGGGCUUCAAUCCAAGCUAUAACAGAGUCUGGUCUCACUCCAAUACAUGUGGCUGCAUUCAUGGGCCACUUGAACAUAGUCCUCCUUCUGCUGCAGAAUGGAGCUUCUCCAGAUGUCACUAACAUUCGUGGGGAGACGGCUCUGCACAUGGCUGCUCGUGCUGGACAGGUUGAAGUGGUUCGUUGCCUUCUCAGAAAUGGUGCCCUGGUAGAUGCCAGAGCCAGGGAGGAGCAGACACCUCUACACAUUGCAUCUCGUUUGGGCAAAACAGAAAUUGUUCAGCUGUUACUCCAACACAUGGCUCACCCGGAUGCUGCUACUACUAAUGGCUAUACCCCUCUUCAUAUAUCUGCUAGAGAGGGGCAGUUAGAUGUAGCUUCAGUCUUGCUGGAGGCCGGAGCUGCACACUCCUUGCCUACUAAGAAGGGAUUUACACCUCUACAUGUGGCUGCUAAAUAUGGAAGCCUGGAUGUUGCAAAAUUACUUCUCCAGCGCCGUGCACCACCCGAUUCUGCUGGAAAGAAUGGGCUCACACCACUCCAUGUUGCUGCUCACUAUGACAACCAGAAGGUGGCGAUGUUGUUACUGGAUAAAGGUGCUUCUCCCCAUGUCACAGCUAAGAAUGGUUACACUCCUCUGCAUAUUGCUGCUAAAAAGAAACAGAUGCAGAUAGCUACUACCCUACUGAACUAUGGAGCAGAAACCAACAUUCUAACCAAGCAAGGAGUGACCCCUCUCCACCUUGCAGCUCAGGAAGGUCAUACUGACAUGGUGACACUUCUGCUCAACAAACAAGCCAAUAUUCACGUUGGAACAAAGACUGGACUGACUCCAUUGCACCUAGCAGCUCAGGAGGACAGGAUCAAUGUAGCAGAAAUAUUAGCAAAACAAGGAGCCAAUUUGGAUGCUCAGACAAAGCUGGGAUAUACGCCUCUAAUUGUUGCUUGUCACUACGGAAACAUUAAGAUGGUGAAUUUCCUUCUGUCACGUGGAGCUUGUGUCACAGCUAAAACAAAGAAUGGCUACACUCCUUUACAUCAGGCUGCCCAGCAGGGACAUACCCAUAUCAUCAAUGUUUUGCUGCAAAAUGGUGCCAAACCAAAUGCCACCACUACUAAUGGUAACACUGCACUUGCGAUUGCCAGGCGACUGGGAUACAUCUCUGUGGUGGACACAUUGAAGGUUGUCACAGAGGAGAUCAUCACAACUACCACUACUGUGACAGAGAAACACAAGUUGAAUGUUCCAGAGACAAUGACUGAGGUGCUGGAUGUCUCCGAUGAAGAAGAUGAUACAAUGACCGGCGAUGGUGGGGAGUACCUGCGGCCAGAAGACUUAAAAGAACUAGGAGAUGACUCUCUGCCAAGCAGCCAGUAUUUGGAUGGUAUGACCUAUUUGAGGUACAGCUUGGAGGGUGGACGCUCAGACAGUACUAUGCCUAGUUCAGACAGGUCCCACACGAUGAGCCAUUCGCAUACCUCAGAGGCAGUGCCAUGAUAGAUGAUACUGUUAUCAUACCCCAGGAGCAGGUUUCAUACUUGACAAGAGCAGAGCAGAACACUUAUCGGCUAAGCUGGGGAAACGAUAACUUAGACAACGUUGCACUUUCUUCCAGUCCAAUCCAUUCUGGCCACAUAUCUCCUUGUCUUGAGAGAGACCACAGCAGUUUCUUGGUUAGCUUUAUGGUGGAUGCCCGCGGAGGUGCCAUGAGAGGUUGCAGGCACAAUGGACUGAGAAUAAUAAUUCCCCCUCGGAAAUGCACUGCCCCCACAAGAGUGACCUGCCGUUUGGUGAAGCGACAUCGAUUGGCCACUAUGCCACCUAUGGUAGAAGGAGAAGGUCUGGCUAGUCGUCUCAUUGAAGUUGGCCCUUCUGGAGCUCAGUUCCUUGGUAAACUCCACCUUCCUACGGCUCCCCCCCCUCUAAAUGAGGGAGAAAGCUUGGUCAGCCGAAUCCUUCAACUGGGACCUCCUGGAACCAAAUUCCUUGGACCUGUUAUUGUGGAGAUCCCUCAUUUUGCGGCUUUGCGUGGAAAUGAGCGUGAACUAGUGAUACUGCGCAGCGAGACUGGGGAUAAUUGGAAAGAACAUUUCUGUGAAUUUACUGAAGAUGAAUUGAAUGAGAUCCUUAAUGGAAUGGAUGAAGUUCUUGACUCUCCAGAGGAACUGGAAAAGAAGCGCAUUUGUCGUAUUAUCACACGGGACUUUCCGCAGUAUUUUGCAGUGGUCUCCCGAGUAAAACAGGACAACAACCUGAUUGGACCUGAAGGAGGAAUUCUGAGCAGCAAUGUGGUACCUCAAGUCCAGGCUGUUUUUCCAGAGGGUGCCCUAACUAAGAGAAUUCGUGUUGGCCUUCAGGCCCAGCCAGUGCACCAUGAACUUGUGAAGAAAAUUUUAGGCAACAAAGCAUCAUUCAGUCCUAUAGUGACACUAGAACCAAGAAGAAGAAAAUUCCACAAACCUAUAACAAUGACUAUCCCUGUGCCCAAAGCCUCCAGUGAGGCAAUGCUGAAUGGAUAUGGUGGUGACACACCUACAUUAAGACUACUAUGCAGUAUAACUGGUGGUACAACCCCAGCACAAUGGGAGGAUAUCACUGGAACCACACCACUUACAUUCGUUAAUGAAUGUGUUUCUUUUACUACUAAUGUAUCUGCCAGGUUCUGGUUAAUUGAUUGCCGACAAAUCCAAGAAUCAGUUACAUUUGCUAGCCAAGUUUAUAGAGAAAUUAUAUGUGUUCCUUAUAUGGCCAAGUUUGUUGUAUUUGCCAAAUCCCAUGACCCCAUUGAAGCACGUCUGAGAUGUUUCUGUAUGACAGAUGACAAGGUGGACAAGACACUGGAACAGCAGGAAAACUUUGCAGAAGUUGCUAGGAGUAGAGACGUAGAGGUCCUGGAAGGAAAACCUAUCUAUGUAGACUGCUUUGGAAACCUAGUACCGUUAAUAAAGAGUGGGCAACACCAUAUAUUUAGUUUCUAUGCCUUUAAAGAGAACAGACUGCCAUUAUUUGUCAAGGUACGAGACACAACUCAAGAGCCUUGCGGACGCCUAUCUUUCAUGAAGGAACCAAAAUCUACUAGGGGCCUUGUACAUCAAGCUAUCUGCAAUCUAAAUAUCACAUUGCCAGUUUAUUACAAGGAAUCUGAAUCAGAUCAAGAGGAUGAGGGAAAUCUCAACUCUGAGAAAAAUGAUGAAGAGACAGAAUCCACAGAAACGUCCAUCUUGAAAAGCCAUCUUGUCAAUGAUGAACCAGUGUUAGCAAGCCCCGAUUUGCUGUCUGAAGUGUGUGAGAUGAAGCAAGAUCUUAUUAAAAUGAGCGCUAUACUAACCAUUGAUGUCACUCAAAAACCUGGUACCCUCAAAGCCAAGGACUUUGAAAAGUCAGAAGAGGAUCCAGGAGAACCAUUUGAAAUAGUUGAAAAAGUCAAAGAAGAUUUAGAAAAAGUGAAUGAAAUUCUUAGAACUGGGACUUACACCAGAGAAGAAUUAUUACAUGAUGGUGCCCACUCCUCAAAAUCACAUAAAAAAGAUGAAGAAUGGGUUAUUUUAGGGGAUGAUGAAAUUGAAGAAGCCAAACUAAAUGCACUACUUGAAGUAGCAGAGCUAGCAUGCAUAGAAAUAAUAAUAGAUAGAGGUCAAAAACCAAAAGUAAAAUCUGAUACGAGCGAAAUGGUAAAUUACCUUACUAAUGACCUAAAUUCUUAUUCAGCUGAUUCAGCAGCUAUUCCUGGAACUGAAGCAGAGAAAAAGGAGCAGCGUAAACUGCCGUUAGAAAUAAAAAAACCGGUACGCAGAAAACUCAAAGAGAGACAAAGAGAAGAACUCCAAGGUGCAAGUGACCGUGCAAGUCUGACAAAGUUUAGUUCUGAAGAGUCAUUAGAUGAUGAAACAGGCCUUACUCCAACAGCUGUUCCAAGUGUAAAAGAAGUAUCUCCUGUGAUUGAGGAGACACCAAUCGGAUCAAUUAAAGACAAAGUAAAAGCACUUCAAAAGCGAGUUGAGGAAGAGCAAAAAGGAGUAACAAGCACAUCAAGUAAGCCACAGGUGAAAGAUAUUGCAAGUGAGCCAACAAAGCAGCAAAACAUAGAAUGCGUAGUUCUACCACCUGUUUCUCCUUCAACUAAAUCUGAGCAGCUAGAGGAAACCAUGUCAGUACGUGAGUUAAUGAAAGCUUUCCAGUCAGGUCAUGACCCUUCUAAAGAGAAAUCUGGGCUGUUUGAACACAGAACUGUAAAAUCAUCAGUACAAAAACAGACCUCUAUAGAAAAUAAAUUAACAGAAAAAGUAAUGACUGAUAGCUCAGACUAUGCUAAGUAUAAUUUGAAUUCAGAAAAAGAACCAAGUUUAAACUAUGGGGAAAGUGAACCUUCAUCCCAACUAGACUCUAAUAAAUUAAAAUCUGUUUCUGAACACAUCAGACUGUAUGAGCAAAGCAAAAUAUCUCUUCCUAUUGCUACUGCAGAGGUAGACAUGCAGAAACAUAUGAAAGAAACUGCUGGUUCGCUAGUUGACAGUGAAGCUGUU
Molecule: messenger RNA, 5703 nt
Organism: Staurois parvus
Lineage: Eukaryota; Metazoa; Chordata; Amphibia; Anura; Ranidae
Source: the annotation of a GenBank genome assembly